AUGGCUUUAGGCGCGCCCCUUAUCUUAUCUCUUGCCGUUGUUGGCUGCUUGUCCAUUUACAAGGCAGUGCUAUGGUUGCUGUCAACCCGACGGCCACCAAACUAUCCCCCCGGUCCUAGGACGCUUUUUGGCUUGGGGAAUAUUCACCAGAUUCCACUGUCGUUGCCCUUCUUGAAAUAUGACAGCUGGGCAAAGGAGUACGGCCCCAUUGUCGGGCUGAAACUCGGGCCUGAGAACAUGAUCAUGCUGAAUGACGCCUCCCUCAUCUACGAACAUAUCAUCAAGCGUGGCCAGCACUUUUCUGAGCGGCCCCCGCGGUAUAUCGCCCAAGAGCACAUCCUGCCAGACGCGCGGAACACGUAUAGUCUUUUCAUGCGCAAUGAUUACAGCCGACGGCUGCGUACCAUCACCAAACAGUUCCUCGUCGGCGCGGGACUGUUUAAGCUGGCCCCCAUGCAGAAAGCUGCGGGGACGCGUCUCAUCUAUAACCUUUUCCAGUCCAGUGAUGACUGGAUGGAACAUAUUAUGCAAUGGGGUGUAUCGACGCCGGUUGCUAUGCUGAGCGGAGCCCCGGUUGAAGACUUGGGUGAGAACUGGAUACACGAUUACCAUUACUCGCAGGGCCUGAUGGAGGAGCUCGUCGAUCCUGCUAGUGCCCCUCCGGUCGACAUCUUCCCUAUACUCCGCUGGGUGCCGUCUUUCUUCGCCGAGUGGAAGCGCAAGGCGCCGCUGACACGCAAAGCUCUGCUCCAUGCCUAUGGAGUCAUGAUGAAACAGGCUAAACAGCCUCGUCAUGGCAGAUUCCAAUCACUCAUCCCCAAACUCCUCGAACAGUCCGUCGAUCCAUCCACUGCGCCCGACGGCCGCUUCACAGAACAAGAGAUUAAGUUGAUGAUGGGUGGAAUGCUAGACGCGGCCGUGGACUCUUCUGUAGUCACCUUUCAAAUUAUCCUUCUCGCACUGGCCGCCCACCCAAAGGCCCAGCGCCAGGCCCAAGCGGAGAUCGACACCGUCUUCAAGAGCGGCACGGCUCUACCCGACACUAUCGACUUGGACGAACUGCCGUAUCUCAACGCCUGUGUGACUGAAGCUCUGCGGUGGCGCCCAGUGUCUCCUCUUGGCCUGCCACGAAAGGUCACAGACGAUGAGAUCGUCCUGGGAUACCGCAUCCCUAAGGGCUCGACCGUCGUCCUCAACCAGUGGUCCAUCCAGCAGGAUCCGGAGUUCUACGAAGACCCGGAUCGCUACAUUCCAGAGCGGUUCAUUCAGGACCAAUUUGGCGCUAGAAAGGGGAUUUCACAGCUAGGACGGAAAACGCUGUACACUUUUGGCGCCGGACGCAGGGAGUGCCCUGGAAAGGACUUUUUCUUCCAAAACAUGAGACUGGCAUUUGUGCAGAUCCUGUGGGCAUUUGAUAUCGUCCCGACUGAGCCGUUGCAUGUUGACAUUCACAAUGGGUUCACAUCUUCUGUGGUGCUGAGGCCGAAGCCGUUCAAGGUUAAAUUUGUCCCGCGGCGAGCGAAUUUGGAUGAUAUCCUGCUUGAAGAGAAGCGAAAGGCUGACCUUGAGUUCAAGGAUAUUCUUACCUAG
Molecule: messenger RNA, 1590 nt
Organism: Penicillium longicatenatum
Lineage: Eukaryota; Fungi; Ascomycota; Eurotiomycetes; Eurotiales; Aspergillaceae
Exons: 3
Coding region: 1-1590 (529 amino acids)
Molecular function (GO): heme binding; iron ion binding; monooxygenase activity
Source: RefSeq, a predicted model, not a curated record